AUCCAGGAGGAGGAGCUGCGGAGAUUCGCGUCCCGCGUCGCCGCCCUCCUGCAGGGCCCGGAGCCAGGCCCCGAGGCCGUGGACUGCCUCCAGAGGCUGCACCUCACCGUCGCCGCCACCAAGUACCCCCGCAAGCUAGAUGGCAAGUUUGUGGAGCUGUUGCAGACAGUGCUGUGUUCAUCCAAGUGCCCUGAGCAGGUUCAGAUGUUGUGUGCUGCCAUCCUGAGAGAGAUGUCGCCUUGCAAGGACCUGAUCCUCUCCUGCCGUGAGAUUCAAGAUACAAAGCUCUUGAGCCUGGUAUCCUCUGUCCUUUUGGCUCAGGGAAAUAAGAAGGCUGAAGUUUCUGCUGUGGGGCAGCGUAUUGUAGAAGUACUUGGAGGAAAGCUGCCUGAGGGUCAGAGUGCUCGGUACCUUCUUCCUGUCUUGUCAAAUGUCAUCAGUCUUUCACCAGAAUCUCUAACUGAAGAGCAGACCAAUGUGGUCAGUAAAAAGAUGACUGACUGGCUGAGGUAUGCAAGUGUGCAGCAAGGAGUUGCUCAACCCUCUGGAGGCUUCUUCUCCAGUCCCAGGACCAAACAGCCCAGUCCUGUCACAGAGAUGGAUGGUGCCAUUUCCACAGACUUCUUCACAGUGCUCUCGGUGGCUCAGUACUACACACAGGACCAGUGGCUCAACGUGCAAGCCUUCUCCAUGCUGCGAAAUUGGCUGCUGUGCUACGGGGGCAAGGGCUUGAAGACCCCAGAUGGCAAAUCAGGAAUGAGCAGGUCCGUUAUGUCCAUGAUCUCAACUACAUCCAGAUCUAGUCGCCAGCUUCCCCCAAAGGACCGUCUGCGGGAGAAAGCCUUUGAGUACUGCCAGCGGCUUAUUGAGCAGAGCAACCGGCGACCCCUGAGGAAAGAUGAUGGAGACCUGCAGAAAGCUUGUCUCACUGAGGCGGUGACAAUCAUGGACAUCAUCUGCAAACAGGAGUCCUCCUACGUUCACCGCGCAGCUUCCUUCCUGAAGAUCCUGCACAGCAGAAUCAGUGGGGAUGCCACUUAUGCCAGGGCACUGCUGCCCAUUGCCCAGUUCUUCCUGCACCAUGGCAAAAUGGCAGCUGUGGACUCCGAUGCAAUCUACAAACAUUUAUUCACUGAUAUCCCGGCUCAGCUCUUCCACAACCCAUCCCUGGCCUUUGAAUUUGUCCAGUUCUGCAAAGACAACACCCAGCUCUUCACUGAGACCUCCAGCAUAUUCAGGCAGAGCUUCCCAAAUCUCUUCAAGUUCCUGGCAUGGAACAGCCCACCCCUUAUCUCUGAGUUUGUGGACCUUCUCCCAUUUCUGCUGGAUACAAGCACAGCCAUUGAGAUUUUCCAUUUGCUGCUCGACUUGCCCUGUUUGACAGCAGCUCUGGAUAUCCAGCUGAGGUCAACUGCUCUUCCUACCUCCGAGAGGGCUGCCAGCAACCCAGCUGUGAAGCCGGCCACCUGUCUGGAAGCCUUUCACCAUCCCCUCUACAAGAGCAUGUUCCAGUAUCUCCUCCGCACCAAGUCUACCCCUGAGGAUGCCCCAGAGAGGCUGAUUCCACUUCGGCAGCUGCUGGGAUCCCUGGCCAGCAGCCCAAGGGUCGUGCAAUGUGCGGAGACUGUCCCUGUCUUACUGGAGCUCUUUUUCAGAGUGGUGGCAGAGUUUGCAGAUGGGCCGCUGAUGAACCAGCUGGUGGUGCUGCUGCUGCAGAGGAGCGACCAGCUCUAUGAGAUCCCAGCAUUUAAAGAUGACGUGUACAGAGUGCUGAGCUCACAGCUGGUGAUGCUCUGCAAGCUGCACCCUGCGCUCAUCGUGGAACUGCCCACGGAGAUUCUGGACUUCUUGGGAACAGUCAGCAACAUCCAGAACAAGGAGGCCAUUUUCACCCACAUGGUCUGGGCUGUUGGAGAGUACAUGUCUGUGUCCUAUGACAAGCGCUGCACUGUGGAGCAGAUCAACCGGUUCUUUGAGGCUCUAGAGACCGUGCUAUUUGAAAUCACCCAGCUCCGACCUCUGGCCAGCACCCCCAGCUAUGCACCCCGUGCCAUCAGUGUCCUUAUGGCCACCUUGACCAAGUUGGCCACCCGCAGCCAGGACUUGAUCCCCAGAGUGUCCAUGUUCCUGUCCAAGAUGAGGACAUUUGUGCAGAACCCUGCUGUCACCUCUGUUUACUGUGAGGAGGACCUUGAGGAGAUCCUGAUCCGGGCAACUGAGCUCAUGAACCUACUGAAAAUGCCAAACGUGGCUCAGUUUGUGUCCACGCCGCCUGUAGACGUGGCCAGCACACGGUUUCAGAGAGAGGUGAAUGCCUCCCUCCCUUUUGCCUUGAGGAUAGUCACCCGGCUCCUGGAGCCAGCUCCUGGGUUCAUGCCAGGGUGAGGACGUGAGGUUUCUGAAAGGCUCCAGGCUCUGCUGUAACUCAUCAGAUGCUGCUGACGCUUACGGCUGAGACCCUGCUCUGAACUGGAAAUGAGGAACAAAUGGUUGUGAAUGAAACGGAAAACAGGAAUAAGAUGAGCUGAGGCAGCUCUUCUGGUCUGAGGCUGUUUGUAUUUCUGUCUCCUAGUGCCUGUUGCUUUUCUAUCUCCUAAGCUUGUCUUAUCUCUCCCUGGCCAGUAUGCAUUGAAAAUCCCAGUGGAUUUGUG
This is a messenger RNA of Mesitornis unicolor (brown roatelo), 2651 nucleotides long. It is a transcript of the gene AP5Z1, whose product is annotated as adaptor-related protein complex 5, zeta 1 subunit. Gene Ontology annotation, cellular component: AP-5 adaptor complex. Bases 205 to 2385 code for a protein of 726 amino acids. Lineage: Eukaryota; Metazoa; Chordata; Aves; Mesitornithiformes; Mesitornithidae. The transcript has 16 exons. The record is from RefSeq and is a predicted model, not a curated record.